AUGGUGUUAGCAUCGGGACCCGCGGCCACGUUCUCCGCCCGGCCCGCGGCGCCGGGCGCCGGCCGGCCCUGCUCGUGCGCCGCCGCGGCCACCGGAGGUGCCAGGUUCCGCGGCGCCGACGGGAAGUGGUGGGCGCCGCUCCUCGGGUGGUCGGGCCAGCCCGACUACAUCGACGCCCAGCCGGCGCCUGCACCGGCGACGGAGGAGGAGCGGGCUGCUGCUGGUGCUGCGGGGGCGAGGCGGUUCGGGGUGCUGACGGAGGAGAAGGCGCGUCAGCUGCGGCUGCGGAUGAUGGAGACGGAGAGCUUCCACGACGCCAUGUACCACUCCGCCAUCGCAUCCCGCCUCGCCUCCGCCGCGCGCGACAGCGACGCCAAGCCAUAG
Triticum turgidum subsp. durum (durum wheat) is the source of this 384-nucleotide messenger RNA. The record is from the annotation of a GenBank genome assembly. Lineage: Eukaryota; Viridiplantae; Streptophyta; Magnoliopsida; Poales; Poaceae.